GAUUCGCGAUCUCCGUAUCGCAGAAGAUGGUCGUCACAGUUGCAUGUUCCAGACCGGUGCAAGACAUCCAACCAGUGAUCUGAAAGUAAACCUUCUAACGAUAUGGCCGAAGUAGCUGACUGAAUUGCGAUGCAUGCGCGUCCAAUUCGAAUGGCAUUGCGAUUUGCAGCAUGCAUGCUUUGCUGCACACUGCACAUCGGCUACACAGACUCGUUCUCGGCCGUAUCAUACACGGUCCUUUUUGCACGGCUUCUCAAACGUACACCCCGAUCCUCCUACAUGGCUCGAUGUCCGUUGAGCUCGCGAUGCUCGGACAUGUACGGUAGCAACGAACGGGCUGGUGUUCAAACCCAGCGGGUCGCUACACCUUCUUCUCGCAGCUUCGUUCCUGCAUCAGAAGAGCUCCGCGUCUGUACGCCAGUGACUAAUAGGGCUGGACAUAGAUUGAGUUGUGUUUGUACUCGUACCUGAGGCCAUCAAGAUGAAGACCGCGCCUCAAGAGGCACGACUCGGGAUGACCGCGAAUCCAUGUCUUCCGGAUUCCGAAUGUUCUGGCUGCAUGUGGUGAU
Didymella exigua CBS 183.55 is the source of this 569-nucleotide messenger RNA. RefSeq lists its product as uncharacterized. The transcript has a single exon. The record is from RefSeq and is a predicted model, not a curated record. Bases 130 to 471 code for a protein of 113 amino acids. Lineage: Eukaryota; Fungi; Ascomycota; Dothideomycetes; Pleosporales; Didymellaceae.